AUGUCUUUUCCAAACGCCGCUGACCAGCUUCUUUGGCCUCAACGCUUUCUUGCCUCGAUUUGGGACUUUAGCUUGAAAUUCGAGGACGUAGUCCUCGAUGUCCUUCCAGCAGCUUUCUGGACAAUCUCGACCCCUUUCAUUCAUUACUACUACUUCAACAAACCAGUCCAUAUCCGCCGCAGCCCGCUGCUAUGGCUCAAGCUCAUCCUAUCUGCGCUUCUGCUUUGCUCGGAAGUCGCCAUUGCCGCCGUUCGCUGCGCGAUUCCUGAUUAUCGCACCGACGUGACCGCCGCCGCAGCCGCGCUGGAUAUUGCAUCGGCCCUCAGCAUUGUUACAGUUGUCUAUACCGAGCAUCGACGUGGUAUCCGAGCGUCUGCGCUUCUUAGCCUCUACCUCACACUAGGUAUCAUCAUUGACGGCACAAAAGUACGCUCCUAUUUUAUACGAAGCAUCUCCUCUCUCGCCGUUCUGGCCGCGACAGCAUCUUCGCUUCGCUUCGUUCUGCUGUGUGUUCAGGAAAUUCCAAAGACGAACCUGCUCAUCGACUCAGAAGUUCGAGAUGCAUCUGGUCGCGAAGCGACCAGUGGCUUCUGGAGCAGGACGUUCUUCGUCUUCAUGGUACCCAUCUUUCGGGCUGGCUUCCGUAGGAUCAUCUCCAUUGAUGAUCUCGGGAACCUCGGCAUUGAAUUUUCCUCGACACAUUUAUUUGCCAGUCUAUCUCAACGUUGGAAUCAGGCUACAAAAAAGCAACCCCGAGCUCUGUUUUUAGCCUGCUUGAGGACCUGGAAAGCACCUCUUCUGGCUAUUGCCGUUCCACGCCUUUGCUCCACCGGGUUUGUCUUUGCGCAACCGUUUGUGCUUCGCCACAUGGUUCUCGCUCAUCGCCAAAAGGCCGAGGAUCAGGCUGAGGGUGGGCUGGUAGCUGCCACGCUUUUGUCAUACACGGGAGCAGCGAUUGCUAAGGCUGCAUCCAUGCACCUCCAGUAUCGACUGCUUACACGUAUUCGUGGAGGGAUUGUAUCUCAACUACUCGAUAAAACCCAUCGGCUCAAGCUCGCUCAGGCCAAGAAGCAGGCUGCUCUUACAUUAAUGAGCACCGACCUCGACGGUAUUGUCACCGGUUUACCGUCGUGCAUAGAAAUCCCCUUUGCCAUGUUGGAGACCGGUCUGGGCAUGUUCUUUUUGGUCGAAUUCGUCGAAAAGGCCACAUUCAUCGUUUUCCUACCACUUAUAGUCGCCACAGGUAUGGGUAUCCUAUACGGCAAAUAUCUAACGCCCGCAUUAAGGCACUGGAAUACAACUAUCGAGACUAGGGUGGCGAAAACCUCGCGUGUACUUUCACAGAUCUCAGGGAUCAAAAUGCUUGGCCUAGCACCAAAAGUGGCUGAAUACCUUCAAUUUCUCCGAAUUAUGGAGAUCAAGUCAUCGCGGAAAUACCGCUAUAUUCAAGCAGCCUCAAUUUCCACCGCCGGAUUCUUAGACAUGAGCACACCAGUAAUCGUCUUUGCGGGCGCUUUAUUUUGGAAUAUCUUCAGUCCUCAAAUCUCUACAGAAGUCGUUUUUCCGGCUCUUGGGCUCAUCUCUCUGGUUCAGUCGCCAAUCGCGAUGCUGCUGAAAGCCUACCCAUCCACUAUGGCAAUGCUGGGCUGCUUCAAGAGAAUUCAAGACUACCUAAAUCAAGAAGAGCACGAGGACCAGCGCGUUGUCUUAAAUCAGACUCAAGGACACUGGCUGAUGGAAUCUGGUGAAAAGAGACUCUCAACGAGAGCCGUCCAGUGGAAUCCAUCCCGUGUCAUUUAUUUUGAAAAUGUGGCUAUAGCUGCGAUUGGUAUGACUGAGCCGAUACUCGCAAAUCUUACCCUUUCAGUUCCCCGUGGCUCAGUCUCGGUACUUCUUGGGCCGACAGGUGCUGGGAAGACAACCAUCUUCGAUAAUAUUCUGGGUGAGGGUGAGGUAUUAGGCGGCGUGGUCUACGUCGAUGAUAUGUCGUUUGCCUUGUGCGGCCAAAAGCUUUGGCUACCAAAUGGAACAAUUCGGGAGUGUAUCAUCGGCGCCUUUGAAUAUGAUGCAGCUUGGUUUCUUAUCGUGAUCACAGCUUGCGAACUCGUCUUCGACAUCAACCAAUUCGAAGAAGGUGAUCAGUACCUAAUCGGCAGUGGGGGUGUUAGAUUGAGUGGUGGCCAACGCCAACGAGUAUCCAUCGCGAGAGCUACGUACGCAAGAGCAGCAACGAUCUUAUUCGAUGACUCCUUCAGUGCGCUCGAUCUACGCACUGCCCGAGCUAUUCUUUCCAACCUUUGCAAUAGAGAGAAUGGACUUCUCCGCCAAUCGAACUCGACAGUUCUGAUGACAACAUAUCUACCCGAAUCGCUUGAGAUUGCCGACGAGUUGCUGCUUCUUGAAGCGGACGGUAAUCUUUCUCAGAUGCCCAUUGGCGAGGUCGAUGAUAACUCAAGGGCGAUUGCUGAAGCUUUGCUUCGAGAAGCUAAUCGUGAUGUGGACAAAAAAGAUGCCCCGUUGCCUGCGUGGGACUCUGACAUGGAGACCAAUUCUGAGCAAGAGAGCCGGGCUUUGACCUCACCACAGCCAACCACCACGCAGCCAGAGCGCACUGAGGAGACUCUGGAUCCAAAUAGCCGUCAAAAGGGGGAUUCAAAGCUGUAUUGGCUCUGGAUAGACCUAGUUGGGCGUCGCAGACUAGCCUGUUGGCUCGUCGUUGUUAUGGCUAUGUGCUUUGCAGAAGGCUUCCCUACUGUUUAUAUCAAAUGGUGGAUUGAGCUUUCGCCUUCGAACAAGAUCUGGUUCAUCGGCUAUGCUCUACUUGCAUCUACUGCCGGUCUUUUGGGCGGGCCUUGUGUGAUCCUCAUCAUGGUGAAGCUAUCGCCAAGGGCUUCCAUCGGACUGCACGGGCUUCUGACCGAUGUUGUUAUGCGUUGUACCCUUGGCUUCCUGGGGGCUACCGAUACCGGAUCCAUUUUAAACAGAUACAGCGUCGACAUGGACCUCAUCGCGAAGCAUAUACCUGCCGGGGUGUACAACAACCUGUACAUUGGCACCACGACUCUCUUUCAGGUCGGAAUAGCGCUGUCGGGUGCCAACUACAUGGCAACCAUGCUUCCCGUACUAGUUGGAGUGCUGUAUUUCGUACAACGUUAUUACCUCCGCACUUCCCGUCAGCUUCGGCAUCUUGACAUUGAGAGUCAGGCGCCUCUUGCCACGGCAUUUCGAGAAACAGCCGACGGUCUGGUGUACAUCCGAGCCUUUAAGUGGGAAGCCCACGCAAUGUCUCGUGGUCUGAAAUUUUUAAAUGAGUCGCAAAAACCAUUCUACCUCCUAUUUUGCGCGCAGCAGUUUCUAUCACUGAUUUUGGAUUCUCUUUCAUCAAGCUUGGCAACUGUCUUGGCUCUGCUCACCUUGUACAUCAAGGACUCUUCUACUGAAAACUCGUCUGGUCUUUCUUUCUUGGUCCUCAUUAUCCUAGGCACGAGUUUUAACAGGACCAUAAUGACGUGGACAGCACUCGAAACGGCACUUGGGUCUCUUUCCAGACUUCAGAUGUUCUUGGACGACACGCCAGUAGAAUCCACCACCGACGACGCCAGGCCAUUGCCCGACAACUGGCCUUCCCGAGGCGAGGUGCAGAUCAGCAACGUCACGGCGCGCUACGUCUGCGACACCGAGAAGCAGCGCCGGAGUCCUGUCCUGCGGGACGUCACGCUCUCCGUCGAGGCAGGCCAAAAAGUUGGCAUCACGGGCCGAACAGGCAGCGGGAAGUCUUCGCUGCUCAUGAUGCUGCUCGGGUUCCUCGAGUACGAAGGGUCCAUUUUCAUUGACGGCAUCGAUCUCCGGACCGUGUCGCGCGAGGAGCUACGCUCUCGCAUCAUUACCAUCUCCCAGGACCAAGUGGAGCUGGACGGCACCAUCCGUGACAAUCUGCUUCCGUUCGACAAGACGUGGGGGGUCGACGACGAUGGGGCAACGUCCGAGGACGCCUCGGACCAGGCCGGCGAAAAACACCGGCGAUCUGUGCACGAUGGGGUCCUCCAAGACACACUUAUUCAGCUGGGGAUAUGGCAGUCGCUGGACCACGAGAAUCCUCUCGACAUGCUCCUGUCCGCCGCUGGCUUCUCGCACGGCGAGACGCAGCUCAUGUGCAUUGCCCGCGCCGUCAUCCGUCGUCGUGUCCAUGGUGGCAGCCUCGUCUUGGUGGACGAGGCGACCGGCGGCUUGGACGGCUGGCGCGACCAGGCUGUGCGCGAAAUGAUGCGAGAGUAUUUUCACGGGUGCACGAUCAUCAUCGUCGCCCACCGCGCAGAGAGCAUCGCCGACACACAGAUGCAUGUGAGAAUGACGGAUGGCAGGAUUGUCGAGCGCAAAAAUCUUUCUAGUAUGAUUUGA
This is a messenger RNA of Akanthomyces muscarius, 4398 nucleotides long. RefSeq lists its product as uncharacterized. Gene Ontology annotation, biological process: transmembrane transport. Bases 1 to 4398 code for a protein of 1465 amino acids. The transcript has 2 exons. The record is from RefSeq and is a predicted model, not a curated record. NCBI's taxonomy places the organism in Eukaryota, Fungi, Ascomycota, Sordariomycetes, Hypocreales, Cordycipitaceae. Gene Ontology annotation, cellular component: membrane. Gene Ontology annotation, molecular function: ATP binding; ATP hydrolysis activity; ABC-type transporter activity.